AUGGAGGGCAAUCCCGCGGAGCACGAUGAGGCUGUGUCUCAAUUCUGUGCUAUGACUGGAACUGAGGCUUCAGAGGCUCAGGAAUAUCUUGUUGCCAAUGGUUGGGACAUCGAAGCUGCUGUUACGGAAUUCUUCGCGGAGCAGGACGAAGCUUCGCAAGAUACCGGUGCUGGUGGUGCGCGACCACUAGGCACAGAGGGUAGCUCUGGAGCUUCCGCGGGGGGUAGAACUCUCAGCGGAAGUGCCGUACCAGCUUCAUCCUCUGCCGCAGCUGGGUCCUCAUCAUCCGCCCGAAGCGCUGCGCCCAAGAAGUUUGCUACAUUGGGAGACUUUGCUUCGGGGGGAGGUGGCGGCGGUGGUGAUUCUUCCGAUGACAAUGACACCGACGAACAUGAUUUCUUUGCGGGUGGUGAAAAGUCCGGACUAGCUGUGCAGAACCCCGAUGAUUUGAAAAAGAAGAUCCUCGAAAAGGCCCGCAGGGCGCAGCCUCCUCCUUCAGACACCCCUGCGCCAAGGGAAUCACAUUUCACCGGCACUGCCCGCACACUCGGUGGUGACGAUGCACCAAGUCAGGUGAUUGAAAACCCAUCGGCGCCUAGUCAACAGCGUGCCCAGCGUGUUCAACGGACUCUUCAUUUCUGGGCCGAUGGAUUUUCGGUUGAUGACGGUGAACUGUUUCGAUCAGACGACCCCCGCAAUGCAGAGAUCCUGGACGGUAUCCGCCAAGGCCGCGCUCCUCUUUCCAUCAUGAAUGUUCAACCUGGGCAGGAGGUUGACGUGGAACUCAAGCAGCAUGAGGAGAAGUACACCAAGCCCAAGCCCAAGUACAAGCCUUUUUCGGGCUCUGGACAGCGCCUCGGAAGCCCAACGCCCGGCGUACGGAGCCAGGCGCCAACACCCUCCUCUUCUACGGCUAGACCAUCUACUCGGGAGCCAACGAAGCCCAGCGUGGACGAGUCACAACCUACAGUUACCCUACAAAUCCGCCUAGGCGACGGGACUCGCUUAACGUCUCGAUUCAACACGACCGCUACCAUUGGCGAAGUCUAUGCGUUCGUUGCUUCUGCGACCCCGGAUGGUCCAAACCGCGCAUGGGUCUUGAUGACGACUUUCCCCAGCACGGAGCUCAAUGACUGGGCUGCCGUUCUCGGCGACAUUCCUGAUUUCAAACGUGGAGGCGUCGUGAUCCAGAAGUGGCUGUAA
Molecule: messenger RNA, 1203 nt
Organism: Penicillium psychrosexuale
Lineage: Eukaryota; Fungi; Ascomycota; Eurotiomycetes; Eurotiales; Aspergillaceae
Product: protein phosphatase regulator SHP1
Exons: 3
Coding region: 1-1203 (400 amino acids)
Biological process (GO): proteasome-mediated ubiquitin-dependent protein catabolic process; Golgi organization; autophagosome assembly
Cellular component (GO): cytosol; nucleus
Molecular function (GO): ubiquitin binding
Source: RefSeq, a predicted model, not a curated record